This is a messenger RNA of Spinacia oleracea (spinach), 2126 nucleotides long. RefSeq names its product F-box protein CPR1-like. The record is from RefSeq and is a predicted model, not a curated record. Bases 121 to 1350 code for a protein of 409 amino acids. Lineage: Eukaryota; Viridiplantae; Streptophyta; Magnoliopsida; Caryophyllales; Amaranthaceae. The transcript is spliced from 4 exons. Gene Ontology annotation, molecular function: protein binding.
CUAAAAUCUCCACAUUUCGAAAGUCUUCCACUCUUCCCAACCCCUAUUGCAGAGCUCCACCAUGAGUCUCCGGCACGCUACACUUGCAAUUUAGUUGAACUCUUGCUUUGGUGUGUGAAAAUGAUGGAACUUCCAAUGCCUUUGAUCAUGGAUAUACUGUCUAGACUUCCAGUUAAGGACCUUUUACGGUUUCGUUGUGUAUCAAAAACAUGGAAGUACUUAAUUGACGACUCUCAUUUCAUCAAGCUCCAUCUACAACACUCCUUGGAGAACACCACUAAUCUUGCCGUGGUUAUCAGAAGCUCCUAUCUUUAUUCGGUGGAAUUUCCUGCACUCGAUGAAGCCAUCAUAAUAGACCAUCCCUUGAAGUCUUAUGAUAUGGGAACCGAGGUUUUGGGUUCUUGCAAUGGACUGCUCUGUUUGUCAAAUGGGGAAAAGCAUGGAAUUAAUGGCACGGUUGUCUACAAUCCAGUAACCAGAAAGUCCAGGCAAGUGCCUGCUUCGAAGAUUAAAAUCCCAUAUGGCUAUGAACACUUGAUAUAUGGCUUUGGUUAUGACUUGGUUAACGAUGAUUGUAAGGUGGUUAGGGUUAUUCAAUAUUCUACUAAUCGUCCUGACUCUUAUGAUAGUGAAGUCAAGGUUUUUAGUCUGAAGGCGAGCUCUUGGAGAAAAGUUCAGGACUUCCCUCGAGAAUAUCUUCUUUGUUACAGAAGGAGAUGGGGGGUUUAUGUCAAUGGAUGUCUAAAUUGGAUGGCAACCUUGAAACCUGAUGAGUCCAAAUUGAUUGUGUCAUUUGAUUUAUGUUCUGAAGUUUAUAAGGCUGUGCUGCUGCCAAAAUAUUCAGCUGGUGAAGUCCAUUUGACUGUCGAAGUCUUGGGACAGUGCUUAUGUUUACUAAUCAAGUACCCCACCAUUCGGAGUGAGGUGUGGGUCAUGAAGGAGUAUGGUGUGGAGGAAUCUUGGAUCAAGUUGUUCACAGUUGCACAACCAGAUAUGAUUGGAUCUUUUGAAUAUGUGAGGCCUAUUGUCUACUCCAAGGAUGGUUCUAGGGUACUCCUUGAACAAGAUCGUCGAAAGCUUAUUUGGUUUGAUUUGCAAAGUCAGACAGCAGAGAGUGUAGAGAUCAGUGGUAAUUUCUAUCCUUUUGCAGCAACAGUGCUAGUGGAAAGUCUUGUUCUAGGUAGUCGUAAGACACACAAGAAAAAUAAACGUAAGGAGCCAGAGCCACUAGGAAAUGUCAACAUUGCUGCACUGCCAAAUUCAUCUGAAACAAAGGCCAUUUCUGGUAAUCAUAGCCAAAUCCGUGAACAAAGAAAUCAAAUGCACGGGUUUUGGAAGCUCUGGUAUUAACCGCAUUGGAAGAUGAUGGGUGAUAAAUGAAGCUGUUUUGGACAAUCAGACAGAUAUGCUGCAUUGCUGCUGCAGGUUGCUGUUUCCAUUUUCUUUUUCUUUUGACUAUUGUAAAAUAUGAUUAGCCACAAUGCUGACAAUUGCCAUUAAGCAGCUUGUCACGAUUCAUAGUGAUGUUGAUCUUUGUACGGGAUCAUAUCCAGAGAGGACAGAACAUCAAUGACAGAGCAAACCCUGACACCCAGGGCACACCCAAGUCAAAGAAAGACUCUAAACCCCAAGCCAAGCAUAUGCAGCCCAGGCAGAUCAAACCUCCCCAGAUCACGUGUAAAGACACAGAGCAGAGCUAGGCAAAGCUGCAUCAGUCCAAGAAGGGACCUGCAGGCUAGACAACGACAAGGAAUAAAGUACAUCGCCGUCAUACACGUGGCGGCAUCUAAGUAGGCCAAAGUACAGAAUAGUACGCCUAUAAAUAGCACCCACAUCAUUCAUGAUGGGACACAUUCUUACACACGGUACUUGCUCCACCUUCUCUCUAUAUUCCCUCUCUAAAGAUUUCUUAUCCAUUUGCUGACUUAGGCAUCGGAGGGGGUUUCCUCGGUUAAACCCCCGAGGUUAGCUCACGUUUGCUCUGCUUGACAGGGCCAAGGCACUUCGGAACGUCCUCCCAGUUCCACACUCGGAACAAAUGGCGCUAGAAGGAGGGGACUUCCCAGACCUUGCCUCUAAAAGACCUACCCUCUCACAAAAUGACUGAGUCAAGCGAACCGAUAAUC